AUGUUUUCUCUGUUUGACGACACAGGGUUCAAGGUAAAUGGAGUCAAGCAUGAAGGCAGCUUACUUUGUGUGGGAAAUUUGAUUAUGUCUUGGGCUCCCAAGAAGUUUGCGGACAUCAGUGAUGAAACAUGUGAAACCUUAGAGAUUUUGAUUCUUGGAUGUGGAAAGUAUGUACAGCCCGUAAAACCCGAACUCCAUAACUUCAUUCGCUCCACAGGCAUGAAAUUUGAAGCAGUCGAUUCACGAAAUGCAGCCUCGACAUAUAACCUGUUGAAUGAAGAAGGGAGGAUAGUGGCAGCUGCUCUCAUUCCAUAUGGAGUCGAGUCAUGAACACGGAAUCCUGCGGCUUGCAGAAAUCGAGCUUGCAGCUGAAAUCCUUGAUAGUGUUUUUGGAUAUUAUCAGAUCAGGAAAAAAAAAAGGGGACAAGUUCAUGAAAGAUUCAACGUAAACAAAACUAAAGUGCAGACAUUGAGUUUUUUACCGUUGGAUCUCCAUAUAUACGGGUGUUUUCAUUCACAGUGAAAAACCCGGUGAUUUGCAUUGUGGUUCUGUCAUCUGUGUAGGUAAAAUCUACGAAGUUUAUUGAUGGGGAUGCUCAUUUUUUUCUGAUAGAUGAAAAUUGUUUCUUGUAUUUAUGUUAGGUUCACAAUUUAAGGCUUGCAUAUUUCAAUUAUUUAUUAUAAAGGUCACAAAUCUUGUUCUUUU
Messenger RNA from Striga asiatica, 706 nucleotides. The record is from the annotation of a GenBank genome assembly. Lineage: Eukaryota; Viridiplantae; Streptophyta; Magnoliopsida; Lamiales; Orobanchaceae.